This is a messenger RNA of Pseudomyrmex gracilis, 627 nucleotides long. RefSeq names its product 40S ribosomal protein S19a (gene RpS19a). The transcript is spliced from 3 exons. NCBI's taxonomy places the organism in Eukaryota, Metazoa, Arthropoda, Insecta, Hymenoptera, Formicidae. The record is from RefSeq and is a predicted model, not a curated record. The coding region runs from base 111 to 575 and encodes 154 amino acids. Gene Ontology annotation, molecular function: structural constituent of ribosome; RNA binding. Gene Ontology annotation, cellular component: ribosome; cytosolic small ribosomal subunit. Gene Ontology annotation, biological process: translation; ribosomal small subunit assembly.
UGUAGUUCACGACCGAGCUUCCGCCAUUUUGCCGUGGGUUUCCGCCAUCUUUUCCUUUUUGCUGGCAUACUGGCGCAGAGACACUUGGUGUCGAUAAAUCUUCGAAGAAAAUGCCGUCGGUAACGCUAAAGGACGUCGAUCAGCACAAAUUCGUGAAGGCUUUCGCAGCCUUUCUCAAAAAAACGGGCAAGAUGCGCGUGCCCGAAUGGGUGGAUAUUGUAAAAUCCGCCAAAUUCAAGGAACUCGCCCCGUACGACCCGGACUGGUACUACAUCCGUUGCGCGGCUCUGCUGCGUCACAUUUAUAUACGCAGCCCGAUUGGAGUUGGCGCGGUCACCAAGAUCUUCGGCGGUCGAAAGCGCAACGGCACUCACCCGAGCCACUUCUGCCGAUCGGCCGGCGGUGUCGCGCGCAAGGCUCUCCAGAGUUUGGAACAGUUGAAGCUCAUUGAGAAAGCUCCUCUGGGCGGACGUAAACUGACCAGUCAGGGACGCAGAGAUGUGGAUCGUAUUGCCGCUCAGGUUAAGGCGAAGAGCAAAAAACAGCUUAAACUUCAAGAGACGAUUGUAAUCUAAAUGUUUUUACGUUCUUGUAUAAUAUAACACGCAUAAAUCUUUAAAUAAUUUU